AUGGAGAUCAAAUUUACAGGAAUAGGCAAAGCAUUGGUACAAAAACUAAUUAGUUGUGAGGCAUUCGUUAUAGCAUUAGACUGUAGGGUCGAUCAGCUCAGGCUAUUAGAAGACGAAUUUAAGGGCAAUAUUGAGACAAUUUGUGUCGACCUCAACGACUGGAACGGCGUUCAAUCGGCACUCAAUAGUGUCGAUCGGAUAGAUCUGGUGGUAAACAAUGCCGGUAUUUGUCUCUUAGAGUCCGUCGGAUGCAUUAGUGAGGAAUCAGUGGACAGACAGUUAGCGUUGAAUACAAAAGCGCUGAUAAAUGUGUCGCAAACAGUGGCCCAACAGUGGAUUGAAAGCGCGAGAAAGGGUGCAAUCGUUAACAUCUCGAGUCAGUCCAGUAUGAGAGCCCUGAGAGACCAUUUGGUGUACUGCGCGACCAAAGGAGCUGUCGAUCAGAUCACUCGAGUCCUGGCCCUCGAGUUGGCCGCCCAUCGGAUUCGAGUCAAUGCUGUCCAGCCGACGGUCGUGUGGACUGACUUGGCAAAGAUAGUAUGGGCCGAUCCGGUGGUGUCGGGUGCCAUGAAGUCACGAAUACCAAUGGGAAGGUUCGCAGAGCCAGAAGAAGUGGCCGACGCCGUGGCCUUCCUAUUGAGCGAUAGGGCGGCGAUGAUCACCGGCGCCACACUUCCCGUCGACGGAGGCUUUCUCUGCACUUAAUAUUUAACUCACAUUUCUGUUAUAAACCCAUAUUUUAAAUACGAUUUUAUUAUUAUAAAUAAAAAUACAAGUUUUAAUUGAAUUUUAAUUACCCCAAAGAAAUAAAGCAAUCUUAUCAAGCAC
Oppiella nova is the source of this 828-nucleotide messenger RNA. The record is from the annotation of a GenBank genome assembly. NCBI's taxonomy places the organism in Eukaryota, Metazoa, Arthropoda, Arachnida, Sarcoptiformes, Oppiidae.